UUUAAUUCAACAGACGUUGGUUUAGGGAUGGGGAAGCCGGUAGGAGAUGCAAAAACGUCCUGUUUUUCAGGAAUUUACAAUCUAAGUGGCAGUUCCGUUCCUGGAACCUAUCUUCUUUCGCAGAUGCCGUUACAGCUGUCUCAAAGACUGCUGGUUUUGAAAACGCUCAGUCCCUCCCACCACGCUGUCCACUGCUGCGCUCCACUCAGGGGAUUACGGCGCAGGGGCGGACCCUCGCUGACUUCUGCCCCGGAAGUUUUUCUCUCAGUUGGAGCGCGCACAUUGAGUCGGCUUUUCUACUGCGUGGGCUGGGGUACCUUGUGACCAUGUCUUCCAAGAAGAACAGAAAGCGGUUGAACCAAAGCGCGGAAAAUGGUUCGCCCUUGCCCUCUGCUGCUUCCUCUUGUGCGGGGGCACGGGCUCCUUCUGCUGGAUCAGACUUCGCGGCAACCUCCGGGACUCUGACGGUGACCAACUUAUUAGAAAAGGUAGAUGACAAAAUUCCUAAAACAUUCCAGAAUUCCCUUAUUCAUCUUGGACUCAACACUAUGAAGUCUGCAAAUAUAUGUAUAGGUCGACCAGUGUUGCUUACUAGUUUGAACGGAAAGCAAGAGGUAUAUACAGCCUGGCCUAUGGCAGGAUUUCCUGGAGGCAAGGUCGGCCUGAGUGAAAUGGCACAGAAAAAUGUGGGUGUGAGGCCUGGUGAUGUCAUCCAGGUCCAGCCUCUUGUGGGUGCUGUGCUACAGGCUGAGGAAAUGGAUGUGGCACUGAGUGACAAAGAUACGGAAAUUAAUGAAGAAGAACUGACUGGUUGUAUCCUGAGAAAACUAGAUGGCAAGAUUGUUUUACCAGGCAACUUUCUGUAUUGUACAUUCUAUGGACGACCGUACAAGCUGCAAGUAUUGCGAGUGAAAGGGGCAGAUGGCAUGAUAUUGGGAGGGCCUCAGAGUGACUCUGACACUGAUGCCCAAAGAAUGGCCUUUGAACAGUCCAGCAUGGAAACCAGUAGCCUGGAGUUAUCCUUACAGCUAAGCCAGUUAGAUCUGGAGGAGACCCAGAUCCCAACAUCAAGAAGUACUCCUUAUAAACCAAUUGAUGACAGAAUUACAAAUAAAGCCAGUGAUGUUUUGUUGGAUGUUACACAGAGCCCUGGAGAUGGCAGUGGACUUAUGCUAGAGGAAGUCACAGGUCUUAAAUGUAAUUUUGAAUCUGCCAGAGAAGGAAAUGAGCAACUUACUGAAGAAGAGAGACUGCUAAAGUUCAGCAUAGGAGCAAAGUGCAAUACUGAUACUUUUUAUUUUAUUUCUUCAACAACAAGAGUCAAUUUUACAGAGAUUGAUAAAAAUUCAAAAGAGCAAGACAACCAAUUCAAAGUAACUUAUGACAUGAUAGGAGGAUUAAGUAGCCAGCUGAAAGCAAUUAGAGAAAUAAUUGAAUUGCCCCUCAAACAGCCUGAGCUUUUCAAGAGUUAUGGAAUUCCUGCCCCUAGAGGAGUGUUACUUUAUGGUCCUCCAGGUACUGGAAAAACAAUGAUCGCCAGGGCUGUUGCUAAUGAAGUUGGAGCCUAUGUUUCUGUAAUUAAUGGUCCUGAAAUUAUAAGCAAAUUCUAUGGUGAGACUGAAGCAAAGUUACGUCAGAUAUUUGCUGAAGCCACUCUACGACACCCAUCAAUUAUUUUUAUUGAUGAGCUGGAUGCACUUUGUCCGAAAAGAGAGGGGGCCCAGAAUGAAGUGGAAAAAAGAGUUGUGGCUUCACUCUUAACACUGAUGGAUGGCAUUGGUUCAGAAGUAAGUGAAGGACAAGUGUUGGUUCUUGGGGCCACAAAUCGCCCUCAUGCCUUGGAUGCUGCUCUCCGAAGACCUGGGCGAUUUGAUAAAGAGAUUGAGAUUGGAGUUCCCAAUGCUCAGGACCGGCUAGAUAUUCUCCAGAAACUGCUUCGAAGGGUACCCCAUUUGCUCACUGAGGCUGAGCUGCUGCAGCUGGCAAAUAGUGCUCAUGGAUACGUUGGAGCAGACUUGAAAGUCUUGUGUAAUGAAGCAGGUCUCUGUGCCUUGCGGAGAAUCCUGAAAAAACAGCCUAACCUCCCUGAUGUCAAGCUGGCUGGACUGGUGAAGAUUACUCUGAAGGAUUUCUUGCAGGCAAUGAAUGACAUCAGACCCAGUGCCAUGAGGGAAAUAGCAAUUGAUGUCCCAAAUGUAUCCUGGUCAGAUAUAGGAGGACUGGAAAGUAUCAAACUGAAGUUGGAACAGGCUGUGGAAUGGCCCUUAAAACAUCCAGAGUCUUUCAUUCGAAUGGGUAUUCAGCCACCUAAAGGAGUUCUUCUCUAUGGGCCACCUGGGUGCUCUAAAACAAUGAUAGCAAAGGCUUUGGCCAAUGAGAGUGGACUGAAUUUUCUAGCUAUAAAGGGGCCUGAAUUAAUGAAUAAAUAUGUUGGUGAAUCUGAAAGAGCAGUUAGAGAGACCUUCCGAAAAGCAAGAGCAGUGGCGCCUUCCAUUAUUUUCUUUGAUGAACUGGAUGCCUUAGCAGUUGAAAGGGGCAGUUCUUUAGGUGCUGGGAAUGUAGCCGAUCGUGUUUUGGCUCAGCUCUUAACAGAAAUGGAUGGGAUUGAACAGCUAAAGGAUGUGACCAUUUUGGCAGCUACUAACCGUCCAGAUAGGAUAGACAAGGCUUUGAUGCGGCCUGGAAGACUUGAUAGAAUCAUCUAUGUGCCUUUACCGGAUGCAGCAACAAGAAGGGAAAUAUUUAAGCUGCAGUUUCACUCCAUGCCUGUCAGUAAUGAAGUUGACCUGGAUGAACUCAUCCUUCAAACCGACACAUACUCAGGAGCAGAGAUUGUAGCCGUCUGCAGAGAGGCAGCUCUUCUGGCUCUGGAAGAAGACAUUCAAGCCAAUCUCAUCAUGAAAAGACAUUUCACUCAGGCCUUGAGCACUGUGACACCUAGAAUUCCUGAGUCAUUGAGACGUUUUUAUGAAGAUUAUCAAGAGAAGAGUGGGCUGCAUACACUCUGAGAAAAUAUAUAUAUUCAAGAUGCUGAAAAUCCUUUCCAGAGAAAAUUUGUUUCUUUUUAAAAUUUUUUGAGAGUGUUAAAAAAAAUUUUACUAGGCAAAAUGUUUGAAGUAUGUUCAGUAGAAUUUAGGGGCUUUGGUUCUUACAGAUUUUCAAGUCAUGUAAGUACAGUGAAAAUAUCUCUGAGCAUAAGUUUCAAUCAGUUUUACCUGGAAAUUUGUGGUGCAGUUUAAAAAACAAAUGUUUAGCUUUUUCAUUUGCGACCUAGUCUGUUCAUCCCAUGAAGCGAUUUCUUUUUCCAGAAUCUGUUUGAGUGUCUUUCUAAAAUGCCAAACAUGUUGGCAUCAAUUUUAUACAGGGAUAUAAAAAAGUGUAUGUGGAUAAAUUUUUUGUAAUCUUUAUUUUUGAAGGGCAGCCAGUAAAAUGGCCCAAUGUGCCAGCCAGGCUUAUGUGGCCUUGUUUUCAAAUAUACAUAUAUGUGUUAUCAUUAAAAUUCAUAUAUGCAUUUUUGUUUUAGCCUUCUUAAUCUCUACCUAUGGCCAAAAAAAUUUUUUUUGAGAGAUAUUUUGUAUAAUACAAUGCCCUUUGAAAGUGUAAGCCCACUCUAAGCCUAGAUCAGUAGGCUUGGGUUUUUUUUGUUGUUUGUCUUUUUUUUUUUUUUUGAGACAGAGUCUCACUCUGUCGCCUAAGCUGGAGUGCAGUGGCACGAUCUUGGCUCACUGCAACCUCCGCCUCCUGAGUUCAAGCAAUUCUCCUGCCUCAACCUCCUGAGUAGCUGGGACUACAGGCGUGCACCACCACACGCAGCUAAUUUUUAUAUUUUUAGUAGAGACAAGGUUUCACCAUGUUAGCCAGGCCGGUCUCGAACUGCUGGCCUCAGGUGACCCACCCACCUGAGCCUCCCAAAGUGCUGGGAUUACAGGCAUGAGCCACCAUACCUGGAGAGGUUUUGUGUUUUUGGUUUUUUUUUCAUAAAAUGCUUUUAAUAAAUCAUAUGAAGCAUUCAUGUUUUUACUUAUACAUAUUUUCAGGGUACCAGUAAACUUUUUAGUUCAAAGAUAGGCCAAAUUGUACUUUUUUUUUUUAUGAGACAGAGUCUCGCUGCUCUGUCGCCCAGGCUAGAGUGCAGUGGCGUGAUCUAGGCUCACUGCAAGCUCUGCCUCCUGGGUUUACUUACGCCAUUCUCCCGCCUCAGCCUCCUGAGUAGCUGGGACUACAGGUGCCCACCACCAUGCCCGGCUAUUUUUUUUUUUUUUUUUUUUGUAUUUUUAUUAGAGACAGGGUUUCACCGUGUUAGCCAGGAUGAUCUCGAUCUCCUGACCUCGUGAUCCGCCCGCCUCGGCCUCCCAAAGUGCUGGGAUUACAGGCAUGAGCUACUGCGCCCUGCCACCAAAUUGUAAUCUUAAGCAUAUUAUGUUGCAUUCUAAAUAUGUAUAUUUAUGCUUCUUGUUAUUUAUCCUCAGGAUUUCUUCACACUUUAUUACUUCAUAAAUACUCUUGAAAAAGCUUUCAGAAAGCGAUUCUCUGACUUCAGAUCAGAAACUGGCAAUGGGAAGAAUGUGCACUUAAACUUGAUCACUGUAGAUCUUUGAAAAUUCCCAGAAAGACAAAUCAGACAAGAAAUACCUGAUUAUCAAAAUAAUGGGCUAUACAGUUUUGUGGUGACAUACAUUCCUUGUUUGUUUGUUGAGAGAUAGGAUCUUGUGUCACCCAGGCUGGAAUGCAGUGGCACAGUCGUAGCUCACUGCACCUUCAGACUCCUGGAGUUCAAGUGAUCCUCCUGACUCAGCCUCCUGAGUAGCUAGGACAACAGGUGCACACCGCCAUGUCGGGCUAAUUUUUUUUUUUAAACAGAGAGACAGAGUCUUGCUGUGUUGCCCAGGCUGGUCUCCAACUCCUGGCCUCAGGUGACCCUCCUGCCUCAGCUUCCCAAAGGGCUGAGAUUACAGGUAUGAGCCACCAUGCCCAGCCUGUGGUGACAUAUAUUCUGAAGUCACAUCUCAAAUAUUUAAUCCUCAAAUAUAUUUACAUCCUCAAAAAUAUCAGAUUUUCAAGACAACACUGGUUUACCAGUACAUAAACCCACCUAGGGGACAAAGAAUAUUACCACUUAGAACUGUGUUGUCAAAUACAAUAACCACUAAUUGUAUCUGACCAUUUUAAUUAAUUUAAUUAAAAUUAAAUAAUAUUUAAGAAUGAGUUUAUCAGACAUAUUAGCCACAUUUCAAAUGCUCAAUAGCUACAUGUGGCAAGGGUCUGCCACACUAGACAGAGUAAAAAACAUUCCCAUCAUUCAGAAGGUUCUCUUGGACACCGCAGAUCUGGAAAACAAGACUUCCAUAUUGAAAUAAAUACAACCUCAAAACUUUUAUGCUCUGUGUUCCCUUUAGUUGUUAUUUACAUAGAAAAUUAUGAAACGAGAGAGGAACUUACCUUCUUCCCUAUUAAAUAUAUGGCUAAGGGCACAAGAAAAUAAGAGGAAAACUUAUCCUUCAGGGCCUAAACAAGGAAAUGAAAGAAAUCUCAUUCCCAAUAAAAUAAAAACCAGAAGCUUGAAAUGACUCAGGCGCAGGAGGCUGGGUGGUGGGGAGGAGGGUAGCAGUCUCAAUCAACAAGUUUAGAUAUUAAUAGCCACUCAAAGCCUUCAGCCCAUAUAACAUGAAGUUACAACUGAGCUCUGCACAUAAUGCUCAAGCUCUAUAAUAACCAACACUCUCAGCACAAGGGUAGACAAGAAAAGAAAAAUCUCCUGCUGGCCAGGAACACCACAAGGAGCCUUUCUGACUUGGCCUGUGCUUUUGAUUUUUAAAACAUUUUUUAAAAGAGGCCUCUCUGGGCUGGGCGCGGUGGCUCAUGCCUGUAAUCCCAGCACUUUGGGAGGCCGAGGCAGGUGGAUCACGAGGUCAGAAGAUCAAGACCAUCCUGGCUAACACAGUGAAACCCCGUCUCUACUAAAAAUUCAGAAAAUUAGCCGGGAAUGGUGGUGGGCGCCUGUAGUCCCAGCUACUCGGGAGGCCGAGGCAGGAGAAUGGCAUAAACCCGGGAGACGGAGCUUGCAGUGAGCCGAGAUUGCGCCACUGCACUCCAGCCUGGGUGACAGAGCGAGACUCCGUCUCAUAAAAAAAAAAAAAAAAAAAAAAAAACCUCUCUGAGAAUUCUGACUAUGAGCUAACCUGCCCAUGGCUUUAGGAUUUGAAUUCACACUACCUUCAAAUUCAUGAAACCUCAAAACCUACAAAUUAACCUAAAAACAUGGAGCCAAGCUAAAAAUGCCCUGGGGGUAACUAGCACUUGGACUAGUUACAGGAAUGUAGCUUUGUCUCAGAGGAUUCCAAAAGCUAAUGCCUUGCUUACCAAGGGCUUGUAAUCUCACAGGAUGUGACGGGUGGGGCCUCAGAUCUGCUGAUGGGAGCAUAAAUUGGUACAACCACUUUGGAAGGCAACUGGCUGUCUAGCAAAGUUGAAGACCCUACAAUCUAACGGUUCUCCUAGGUGCAUAUCCCAGAGCAAGUCUCACAUUGAUGCAGUGAGAUAGUGAAUAGGAAAGUUCAUAGCACCAUUAUUUUUAAGUAGUAAGAACCUAGAAACAAUCUAAAUAUCCAUCAGUAAUAGAUAUAUGUGAUAGUCAUACAAUGGAAUACUGUGGCAAUAAAAAAUAAUUAGAGCUACAUAUGAAAUAGGGAUGAAACACGGAUGAACAAAGAAUGUUUUAGAAGAAUAUGAUAUUUAAAAUUUGAAGCAUGAAAAAUAUAUGUUUAUGGGGGCAUAUAUAGUGGAAGAAUAAAUGAAUAGAAAAGAAAAGCACCAAAUACUGGUGAGGAAUUUCCUCAGGGGAGAAAAGUUGAGCUGCUUCAAUUGUGUCAGUAAUGUUUCAUAUCUUAGGGUGGGUGAUGGGAAUAUAGGUGCUGAUUUAAUAUAGUCUGUACUUUUUGUGUACCAAAAUAUUUCGUGGUAAUUUUUAAAAAGAUGGGCCUUAAACCAAUACAGUCAUACCAUUUAACUCGAUUCCAUGAAUUUACAAUGCAAUCCACAGUGCCCACAACCCCAUGUUUCUGGAAAAUCAGGAGUAUUGGGUACAAUGGAAUAAAAUGCAAGAAGGCAAAUAAGAGAUCAGGCUUUUAGGACCUAGGAAACAAAUAAAGAGAAAUUUGUUGCUGAAAGUAAUGUGUAGAUGACACUCUCAUUACCUGACACAAUGGGAGACAUUAUGUCUGGGAAUAAGACAUCUAUUUCCAUAGCACUGUAGUCCUGCAAAGGAGUUGGAAGUUAUGAAUUUUUAAAGAUUUUAGAACAUUAUAUCUUUAGUCUCUCAUAAGCCAAUUAUUUAUAUCUCCACAUAGCCCAUUAUUACCAUUGAAAAGGCAUGCAAUUCUUCUAUUUGAAGCUUGUUCCCUUUUUACAAAAGUACUAGUAAAAAUCUGAGUCACAAAAGAGCAGGUCAGGUGUCACUAAUAACAGUUUACCUCAGCUUCAUCUCCAUGAAGGUUUUACUUCUAAUCCCAGAGUCUCAUGUUUAUGUAUUACAAGAGUGUAUGAAAGCUGGGCAUGGUGGCACACACCAGUAGUCCCAGCUACUCGGUUGGGGGUUGAGGUGAGAGGAUCGCUUGAACUCAGGAGUUUGAAUCCAGCCUGGUCAAUGUAGCGAGAUCCUAUCUCUUAAAAAAAAAAAAAAAAAGGGAAAACAGUGUAUGAUCCUAUUAUUUGGGUUUGUGUGUGAUCGAAUACAUGGUAUAUAGUUCAUGGAAAAUUUAAGUUCAGCAAGGAAAGAAAAUGGCCAGCUUCCUGUCUUAGGAAGACAAUUUACUUUUUGGCAUCUGUUUGGUUGAAAGUUUGCCUUUGAUCCAGAUUCUUUCGGAUGUCAGGGAUAUUCACAUUGACAUGUCUUUUUAGUGUUCCAGGAGAUUUUAGUUUGAAUAGUACAAUUUUUUCUUCUUACAACAAAACUUAGAACGGCUUCUAACUUAUUUCUUCAUGGCCAAGAAACUACCCUAACUUAUCUCGAUAAAUAUUUAGUUCUGUCUUAUUUCUAAUGUGUAAAACAGGUUUUAAAAAUAAUGUAUAGAUUUUGCAUUUAUAAAAAAAGAUUUAAUUUAUAGAACCAAACUUGAACAUAUGUUUAAUUUAGCCUAAUCAGAAGGUUACAGAAAAAGUUGCUGUAAAGAUAGAAUAAAAAUAUUGUACUGGUCUGUUUUUACUGAA
Gorilla gorilla gorilla (western lowland gorilla) is the source of this 8205-nucleotide messenger RNA. It is a transcript of the gene AFG2A, whose product is annotated as AFG2 AAA ATPase homolog A. The record is from RefSeq and is a predicted model, not a curated record. Lineage: Eukaryota; Metazoa; Chordata; Mammalia; Primates; Hominidae. Gene Ontology annotation, molecular function: ATP binding; ATP hydrolysis activity. Bases 327 to 3008 code for a protein of 893 amino acids. The transcript has 16 exons. Gene Ontology annotation, cellular component: cytoplasm.